This is a messenger RNA of Glossina fuscipes, 2492 nucleotides long. RefSeq names its product mucin-5AC. The record is from RefSeq and is a predicted model, not a curated record. Bases 350 to 2416 code for a protein of 688 amino acids. NCBI's taxonomy places the organism in Eukaryota, Metazoa, Arthropoda, Insecta, Diptera, Glossinidae. The transcript has 3 exons.
AGAGGCUUAUGUAGCUCAAAAAUUUAUUAUAUAUUUUAUAUAAGUUAAUGAAUUUGCAUUAAACAUUUAAAUACAUAAAUACUGUAAAGCAAAAACGAUUUCGAGGCCAUAACAAUAACAACACUUACCGCCACUUCCAACAGUUGUGUGUUAUAUUUAUUCCUUUGUAAUUGUGUUUAUUUAUAAAAAGACUGGUUUUCCAUAUAUUUUUUUUUUUUGUAAAACUUAUAUAGAAAUAUAAAAUUACGAUUAAUGAAAACAAAAUAAAAAAUCCCUUAGAAUAGUGUUCCAUAGUAAAAAUACGGGAAAUCUACUGUUCGCUGCAACUCAAGAUACGACGUAGCUAGAGAUGACACCAAGUCUCUGUUUUAAACUAUCGUGUUUUUUCCUUGUAGCGGCUGUGCUAGCGUCUACUGUGGAAGCUAAACGCAUUUAUAGUAGCGGAGGUAGUCGACGUUCAUCAAGUUCAUCUUAUUCGAACGUUAGGCGUACGUCAUACAAUAAGCCUAAUAAUGGCGGUAGCAGUUAUUCGCAUUCGAAUCCCUCACUUUCGCAUUCCGGUUUGACUUCCUUAAGUUACUCCGGUUAUAAUGCGCAACCCAAACGUCCCAGUAGCACAAACACAUUAACCGCUACGCGAAAUACGCAAAAUCAUGCAGCUCGUCCAACAGUUUCGCCUAUAGGUUGGAAUGUACCACCAAAGUCACAAGGUCCACCACCGGCUUAUUCACCCACAAAUCCAAUAGGCGGAGCCAAGACGAAUAUACAUGAACCCGCACCAAGUUAUAAGCCGAAUAAUGCUGCUCCGCCAAGCUAUUCGCAGGCAACGAAUCGUCAACCACCAGCGACAGCUACUCAUUAUAAUAGUCAACAAUCUAGCCCUAAUUACAAUCGUAAUCGUUUUAACUCAACAGGAGGUGGCUUUGGAAGUGGCGUUCAUACGCCCAUUACGGCAACGAAUGCUCAUAAUGUGCAAUCGAGUUACCCAAGACAACAAAUGCCCACGAAUGCUAACUACUAUCCAUCUGCCUCAGGCUUACCCGCUGGAGCCACUUACCACUCUCCGGCAUCCUUGCCACCAGGUGCUACCUAUCAUCCGGCGGGCUCUCUGCCACCAGGGGCCACUUAUCAUCCGGCGGGGUCUUUGCCAGUAGGGGCAACUUAUCAUGCGCCCGGAUCUUUACCACCAGGAGCUACAUAUCAUCCGUCAGGGGGAUUACCCGCCGGUGCCACAUAUCACGCUCCUGGAGCUAUGCCGCCGGGUGCAACAUAUUAUCCUGCGGCUCCCGCCCCAGCAUAUUACCCAGCACCGGCCGCCUUACCAGCGGGAGCAACUUUCUUGCCAAGUGGAUCAUCGUUGCCGGCAGGAGCCACAUUUGUAUCUCAGCCUCCCAAAUCCUCAUCCGGUCUAGGUUUUGGAUCUGGUUUGCUGGCUGGUGGUUUAGCUGGUGGUCUUCUCGGUCACGCGUUAACACCCACACACACCAGAGUAGUAGAGCACACACCAAUGAUGAGUGGUGGUUAUGGUAGCGGUGGUAGUGGCGGCAAUAAUAACGGCGAAGAUAGAAUUAUAAUCAUCAAUAACGGUCCACCAGGUUCGGUAACGACUACAAAUGCCGGUCCAGGCACUACAGUCAUCAAUACAGGUGCUUCUCAACUCCCAGCUGCAGAGGCUCCAUCACAGCCAGCUGCCUCCCCACCGAUCACUAGUGCUCCGCCGGCAGAAAUAGCCAGCGCGGCUUUGGCUCCUUUAAACCCAACACACGCGGAAACCUCGAACGCUGCUAGUGCGACUGGCGCAGAAAUGGCAGGUAGUGAAGUUGCGAGAAACGGUCCUAUUUCAACAAACCCUACCGUUUCCCAGAAUCCUAUGGAAACUCCAGCAGCUCCAGCUGAACAGCCGCCGACUGGAGGUAUUAUCUGUGUACCUAUUAAAGUACCCGAGCCGGAUCCAAACGAUAGCAGUAAAACAAUCGAAGUAGAAAAAAUUGUAUGUUACCCAGCUCCACCACCCGAAGAGACGACAACAGUAAGAGAAAUUUUCUCUAGCGCAGCAUCAACCGCUGCUGAUAACUUAUCAUCCACUUCUUCAUCCACUUCAUCAUCCACUUCAUCAGCUACUUCAUCAUCCGGCGCUGAGGAGCUAGUAACUCAAUCUGCUACUGCUUUGGAACAGAAUGUACCCUUGGCUCCUCUACAAAGCACGUCGUUUACUGUUCCUGAGGGUUCAGUAGCCUUGGCACCUUUAAAUCCUGGUGAUCCACCUCAUAUUAUGAAAAUUCCCGCUGCAUCUCGCCCAAUGGCUUUCAUAGCUGAAAGCGCAAACAUCAUGGUAGCCAGCGGUUCAAAUUAUCCCUCACUUAGCUUUGGAUUGAUGUCGGUGCUUUAUAUAUUGAUCGCCUAUUGUUGCACUUAAGAAACAGGAAUUCAUAAAUAAGAAAUCGAAAAUCAUAAUUGUUUGUAAAUAUGAAAUUUUUUAUUACUUUAUAAUA